UAGACUUAUUGAAAUUUUGGAGUGAUCAUCAUAACGUCAAAUGAAUGAAUUUCAUGUUGCAUGAUUAUUCAAUUUAUUGUUUCUUGACAACAAACUCCUGGAUUUAUACUGUACUGUAGUGUUGUUCCACUGGUGUGGGAUUGAGCCAGUUGUAGAUCAUCAGGCAUGGCUCAGCGGAAGGGAACCGCAAAGUUGACAGAGCUGUUGACAAUUGAAGAGCAGGUUCAGAAGAAAUGGGAGCAAGAGCGAAUGUUUGAACUUGACGCACCAGCGCCAGGAUCAGAUGACGCAAAGAAAGAAAAGUAUGUAACCACAUUUCCAUACCCGUACAUGAAUGGGCGACUACAUCUAGGACACACAUUUAGCCUGUCCAAAUGUGAGUUUAGUGUUGGCUACCAAAGGUUGCGAGGAAAGCGAUGCCUGUUUCCUUUUGGACUCCAUUGUACAGGAAUGCCUAUAAAGGCGUGUGCAGAUAAGUUGGCGCGGGAGAUGGAGGACUUUGGCUUCCCACCCCAGUUCCCCCCUGAGGAGGAGGGGCAGGUGAAAGUGGAGGACAAGGAGGUCGUAAUCAAGGAUAAAGCCAAGGGCAAAAAGACAAAGCUGACUGCGAAGACAGGAGGGUUGAAGUACCAGUGGCAGAUCAUGUCGGCUCUGGGCAUGCAGGAUGAGGAGAUCCGCAGGUUUGCAGACCCGGCCCACUGGCUCUACUACUUCCCUCCACACUGCAAGCAAGAUCUCCAGAAGAUGGGUGUUAAGGUGGACUGGAGGCGAACAUUCUUCACGACUGAUGUCAACCCCUACUAUGACUCCUUUGUACGCUGGCAGUUCUGGAAACUGAAGGAGCGCAACAAGAUACAGUUUGGGAAAAGAUACACAAUUUUCUCCCCGAAGGAUGGCCAGCCGUGCAUGGAUCAUGACAGGAGCACGGGAGAGGGUGUCGGCCCACAGGAGUACACGCUGAUCAAGCUCAGAGUGCUAAAACCCUACCCACCAAAGCUAAAGGCUCUUGAGAAGACAGAAGUUUUUCUGGUGGCAGCCACACUUCGCCCAGAGACGAUGUACGGACAGACAAACUGUUGGGUGCAGCCGGAAAUUAAGUAUGUGGCGUGCGCGCAGGCUAGUGGAGAGGUGUUCAUCAGCACCAGGAGGGCCGCUCUCAACAUGAGCUAUCAGGGCUUCUCUAAGAAUGACGGCAAAGUGGAUGUGUUGAUGGAACUGGUUGGACAGGACAUCAUGGGUGUGGCCGUGUCGGCGCCCCUGUCUGUCUUCCCCAAGAUCUACACCCUGCCCAUGCUGACCAUCAAGGAGGGCAAAGGUACUGGUGUUGUGACCAGCGUGCCCUCAGACUCUCCAGAUGACUUUGCUGCCCUCAGAGACUUGAAAAAGAAAGAACCAUUCAGAAAGAAGUAUGGUUUGGCUGAUGAAAUGGUGCUGCCGUUUGAUCCAGUGCCAAUCAUCGACGUGCCAGACUACGGGGACCUGUGUGCAGUGACUGUGUGUGAACAGCUGAAGAUACAGAGCCAGAAUGACAAGGACAAACUCCAGGAGGCCAAGGAGAGGGUCUACCUUAAGGGGUUCUAUGAAGGGGUAAUGAAGAUUGGCGACUUUGCAGGCCAGAAGGUCCAAGAUGUGAAGAAGCAAGUACAGAAACUUAUGGUGGAUAAGGGAGAGGCUCUCAAGUACAUGGAGCCAGAGAAGCAGGUGAUGUCUCGGUCUGGAGACGAGUGUGUCGUAGCUCUUUGUGACCAGUGGUAUUUGAACUAUGGAGAGGAAGAAUGGAAGGCCACAGCACGCAAGGCAUUGGACAAGAUGGAGCUGUAUGCAGAGGACGUUAGGAAGAACUUUGAGGCUACAUUGGAAUGGCUGCAUGAACAUGCCUGCUCCAGGUCAUAUGGACUGGGCACCAGGAUUCCGUGGGAUGAGAAAUACCUGGUGGAAUCUCUGUCUGACUCCACGAUAUACAUGGCAUACUACACAGUGGCCUAUCUACUGCAGGGGGGACAGUUUGAUGGGCGCACCGUUGGACCAGCAAACAUCCGCCCGGAGCAGAUGACAGGUAAGGUGUGGGACUACAUCUUCUACAAGCAUGCACCCUUCCCCCCUACAGACAUCCCCCGGGCCACACUGGACAAACUGAAAGCCGAGUUUGAGUACUGGUACCCCGUGGACCUGCGGGUCUCCGGCAAGGACUUGAUACCCAACCAUUUGACUUACUUCAUAUACAACCACAUCGCCAUCUGGCCAGACCAACCAGAGAAGUGGCCUGUGUCCAUAAGAGCCAAUGGUCAUCUGCUUCUCAAUUCAGAAAAGAUGUCCAAGUCAACUGGCAACUUCCUGACACUUUCAGAUGCCAUCAAUAAGUUUUCAGCUGAUGGUAUGCGUCUGGCUCUGGCUGACGCCGGUGAUAGUGUAGAGGACGCCAACUUUGUUGAGCCGAUGGCUGAGGCUGGACUGCUCAGACUCUACACCCUCCUGGAGUGGGUCAAGGAGAUGUUAAGCGUGCGUGCCAGCCUGCGUAGAGGGGCCUACACAUUCAACGACAGGGUGUUUGAGAGCGAGAUCAACUUGACUAUAGAAGUGACACAGAGGAACUUUGAUGAGAUGAAGUAUAAGGAGGCCCUAAGGACAGGGUUUUUCGAGUUUCAGGCCAUGCGUGACAAGUAUCGCGAGGUUGAGAUUGAAGGCAUGCAUUCUGAUCUCGUGUUUGGCUACAUCGAGAUACAGACCCUCCUGCUGUCACCCAUCUGUCCACACCUGUGUGAGCAUAUCUGGGCUCUCCUUGGCAAGACUGACAGUAUUAUGCGGGCGGUGUGGCCCACAGUGGGUCUGUAUGACCGAGUGCUGAUCCAGUCCUCUCAGUACCUCAUGGACAGCGCCCACGACUUCCGCAAGAGAAAACAGGCCUACUGCAUUGUCGCCAAGGGAAAGAAAGAAGUGCCAGCCCCGACCCAUGCUACUGUGUACAUUGCUAGAAGUUACCCUCCUUGGCAGAACACGAUUCUCACAACACUGCGCACCAUGUAUGAUACAAGCAAUGGAUUCCCGGACAACAAGGCUAUUGCAGAUGCCCUGGGCGGGAAAACGGAGCUCAAGAAGUACAUGAAGAAAGCCAUGCCCUUUGUCAUGGUGGCCAAGGAAAACUUCUCAAAGCACGGCCUUGCAGCUCUCAAUCUGACAAUGGAGUAUGAUGAGAAAGAAGUGAUGACUACCAACAUCAAGUACCUCACAAACACACUCGAGCUGGAGAGAGUGGACGUCUGCUUUGCAGAGGAGGCAGAUGGUGACAAGGUGAAGGAGGAGUGCUGUCCUGGCAAACCUUUCAUCACCUUCAGGACUGAGCCGUCAGUGAUGGUUCGGUUCAUUAAUCCCCAGCCUAGUAGCGGGCUGUUUGAGGUGAAGCUGCCCAUAUUCCAGGGAGACACUCUGGAGCAGGUGAAAUCCAGGCUACAGAAGACAGACCGCGGCAAGAUGAAAGAUUUGUCUCAAGUUCGGAUUCUAAGACAUGAAAAUGAUGAGGCCUCACGAAGGAUGCCUGAGUUUAAUGCUGGAGAUAAAGGGAAGGUACUCCUGCAAAACAAAGUUGUCUUCUCUUGGAACAGUCCUUCAGAUGUGGAGGUGAAACUGCAGGACAAUGGCUCCCAUGUGACUGUGAGAGAACUGGUGUACAUCGUAGGGUAGUCUUGAAGCUAAAAAGGGAAAAAACUGUUGUACAUAGUACAUUCAUAUUGAAGUUACAGGGUUACGGUUUAGUUUCUACAUCAACUGAGAUUUCUCAUAAGCACAUUAUGACAUUUCCUAUUUAUUUUCUGGUUAGUGACAAGUUAUUUUGUUUUCACAGCUGCCCAAUUUGUACAAAUGAACAUGAGCUGAACUUUUUUUUUAAACGUGGCUUAAUGCAUGUGAGGAAGAUGUUGUCCCAGAUUAGCCUGUGCAGUCAGCACAGGCUAAUCAUGGAGGACACUAAGCUUUAACGGUACUUUUCGUUUAAAAGAAGUCUAUUCUUAGCAAAAAUCCAGUAUGGUGUAAUGUGUCGUCCCUAAUUAACCUCACUAAAAAGGCUUAUUUGAAACCACACUGUAUGCAUAUGGAUUAACCCCAUUUUCCUAGAAUGAGGCUUGAUGAACAUCUUCACUUUCAGUGUAAUUUUAUUGUGUUGUUUGAUUUUGGUGCAUACCCUUUGAGAGAAAUUUAUAUGUUUGUUAUCAUAAGUGAUUUAAAAAUGGUCAACAUUUGUUUAUUGGGAUUGAAAAUGUAACCAAAUAAACAAUUCAGAUGUAGAA
Molecule: messenger RNA, 4280 nt
Organism: Dreissena polymorpha
Lineage: Eukaryota; Metazoa; Mollusca; Bivalvia; Myida; Dreissenidae
Product: leucine--tRNA ligase, cytoplasmic-like
Exons: 29
Coding region: 166-3678 (1170 amino acids)
Biological process (GO): leucyl-tRNA aminoacylation
Molecular function (GO): leucine-tRNA ligase activity; aminoacyl-tRNA deacylase activity; ATP binding
Source: RefSeq, a predicted model, not a curated record